Molecule: messenger RNA, 2901 nt
Organism: Hypomesus transpacificus
Lineage: Eukaryota; Metazoa; Chordata; Actinopteri; Osmeriformes; Osmeridae
Gene: capn3b
Product: calpain 3b
Exons: 24
Coding region: 285-2624 (779 amino acids)
Biological process (GO): proteolysis; negative regulation of apoptotic process
Cellular component (GO): cytoplasm
Molecular function (GO): calcium-dependent cysteine-type endopeptidase activity; calcium ion binding
Source: RefSeq, a predicted model, not a curated record
CAAAAGGCCUAUUUUUAGGUCUGGUAUAUGAGAGAAGUGAAGGCAAAAGUGUGUGUGUGUGCAAGGGGUUCGGUUUCAGUGUGUUCCCAGCAUGUACCGGAACUGAGAGUAAGAAGGAAGACCAAGUGAGGCGAUUCAAAGUCAAAGCUGUUUGGCAAGCCCAGUCUCUGCAGUUUUUGCUUUGCACUUUAAUUCAUUAUACUUUGAACUAACUCUUAAGGUAGAACUGGGAAAGCUGAGGGCUCACCCAAAUAAAAGUGCUGGCUCCAAUAGAAAAUUUUACAAUGUCAAUGGCACUGGAAACCCAGGCAUCACCUGAGACUAAGCAAGACUAUCUUACCACAUCCACCAACUACUCUGCCAUUCUGAGCAGAAAUGAAGCUGUUAAAGAUGCCAAGAGGUUGAAGAACUUCUUGGAAUUGCGUGACAAAUAUGUGAGAAAGAAGGUGCUGUUUGAGGACCCUCUGUUCCCAACAAAUGACUCUUCUCUUUCCCCUACUUGCAAAUUCCCACUCAAAAUUGAGUGGAAGCGCCCUUCGGAAAUUUGUGACAACCCCCAGUUCAUCAUUGAUGGAGCCAAUAGGAUAGACAUCUGUCAAGGAGACCUUGGUGACUGCUGGCUGCUGGCCGCCAUUGCAUGCCUGACACUAAAUAAGAAGUUGUUGUAUAGAGUUAUCCCUCCAGACCAGAACUUUACAAAGAACUACGCUGGCAUCUUUCAUUUCCAGUUCUGGAGGUAUGGGGAAUGGGUAGAUGUGGUGGUGGAUGACCGUAUCCCCACCUGUAGAAACAAGUUGAUGUUCACCAAGUCUGGCAGGAAGAAUGAGUUCUGGAGUGCUCUGCUGGAAAAGGCCUAUGCCAAAUUGAAUGGCUCCUAUGAGGCCCUAAAAGGAGGGAACUCCCUGGAGGCUAUGGAGGACUUCACCGGGGGAGUGACUGAGUUCGUUGACAUGUCUGAGGCUCCCAAAGACCUCUACAUGGUCCUGAGGAAAGCUCUGGACAGAGGUUCUCUCCUUGGUUGCGCCAUAGAUGUCCAGCCACAGGAAUAUGAAAGUAAAACCAAAACUGGACUGGUCAAAGGUCAUGCCUAUUCUAUCACAGCUUUGGAGGAGUGUAACAAGGUGACAAAGAACACCAUGGUUCAUCUGAUACAAUUAAGGAAUCCUUGGGGUGUGGUCCUAUGGAAUGGGCCGUGGAGUGCAAAAGCAGAUGACUGGUCCAGCAUUUCCAGAGCGGACAAAGACAAGCUGAAGAAGCAGACUGCGGAAGACAGCGAGUUUUGGAUGUCCUUUGAAGAUUUCCAAAAGAACUUCACAAAGAUCGAGAUCUGUAACUUGACCCCAGACAGUCUGAUGGGGGACGAGAUCCAAAGUUGGAAGGUGGUGAUAAACGAGGGUCGCUGGGUGAGAGGUAGCUCUGCCGGGGGUUGCAGGAAUUACCCAGACACGUACUGGACUAACCCCCAAUAUCGCCUACGUCUCUAUGAGGAGGAUGACGAUCCUGAGGACGGCGAGUUAGUGUGCACCGUGGUGGUGGCUCUGAUGCAAAAGGGAAACCGCCAAAUGGGCACUAAGCUCUUCAACAUCGGUUUCUGCAUCUACGAGGUGCCCGAGGAGAUGUGUGGUAGCAGACAGCACCUGCAAAAGGACUUCUUCCUCUACAACGCCUCCAAGGCUAAAUGCAAGUCUUACGUCAACCUCCGUGAGGUGACAGACCGCUUCCGACUUCCCCCCGGGGAGUAUGUGAUAAUCCCCUCUACUUUUGAGCCCCACCAGGAAACAGAGUUCAUCCUCAGGGUCUUUUCAGAGAAGAGAAGCAUGUCUGAGGAAAUGGGAAACACCAUCGAGGAUAACAGUGUACUGAACGGCAAAAACAGUAAAGCAACAUAUGAGCCCAUCCUCUUCGUGUCAGACAGGUCACAGACCAAUAAGGAGAUCCAACAGUAUGACAUUGAAGUAGAUAAAAAGAAGAAAGAGUCAAAAGACAAGCCCAAAGUACAAACACCAGUGGAAAGUGAGCAAGACAAACACUUCAGGGCCAUCUUCCAGCAGAUUGGUGGUAAUGAUAUGCAAAUCUGUGCCAAUGAACUCAAGGUGAUCAUGAAGCGGGUUCUAGAAAAAUAUAAUGAGAUGAAGACAGAAGGGUUCAGCUUGGAGAGUUGUAGGAGCAUGAUUGCUCUUAUGGAUACGGAUGGGACAGGGAAACUGAAUUUAAAUGAGUUCAAACACCUGUGGAACAAGAUUAAACAGUGGCAGGAUGCAACUGCAGUUAGGUGCUAUAGCCAGAACUCCCAUUCUGGCUCCCAUUCUGGAUGCGCUCUUCUAACAUGUGCUGAAACACAGAUGAUUUUCAUGCGCUAUGAUAGAGACAGAUUAAAUUCCAUCAGUAGCUUUGAGAUGAGGAACGCUGUCAAUGAUGCAGGCUUCCGUCUGAACAACCAGCUGUACAACAUCAUCGCAAUGCGCUAUGCUGACGAACAUCUCAACAUCGACUUUGACAGCUUCAUCUGCUGUUUUGUGAGGCUUGAGGGAAUGUUCAGGGCGUUCCAUGCCUUUGAUAAAGAAAAACGCGGUACAAUCUCACUCAACGUUGAUGAGUGGCUCCAGCUGACCAUGUAUGCUUAGGACUCCUUGCCCCCGAACUGAACAGAAGUGUUUCCUGCUUACCCAUGACAAAGUUUUUACCAUAACUGCAUGUGCCUCCUCCUCCUAUAAUCCCUUACCUCAGCCCUCAUCUCUAUGUGUCCAAGUGCUCUCUACUUCAGCUCAUAUAAGGAGUCAGAUGGCUGAGCGGUGAGGGAGUUAGGCUCGCAAUCAGAAGAUUGCAGGAUCGAUUCCCCGCCGUGCCAAAUGACGUUGUGUCCUUGGGCAAGGCACUUCACCCUACUUGCCUCGGGGGGAA